Messenger RNA from Fusarium venenatum, 705 nucleotides. RefSeq lists its product as uncharacterized. The record is from RefSeq and is a predicted model, not a curated record. Lineage: Eukaryota; Fungi; Ascomycota; Sordariomycetes; Hypocreales; Nectriaceae.
AUGGGCUCCAACCAAUGGUACAGCAACGGCUGGUAUCACGCCUCUUCUCCCCAGGAUCAGGUCUCAUCACCUACAGAGUACUUUUCUGGUUACUACCAGUCCCAGCCUAUGGCCAGAGAUAUGAGCUCUGGUAACAGCUCCCAGGCUUCUACUAUUCCGGAGUCACCUGUACCGCACAGCCACUAUGCUCUGUACGGUUCAUCACCGAACAGCUACUCUGGCUACCAACAAACACCAGAUUAUGAGCAGCAAUUCUCUUCAGGGCAAGCCAGGACCGACGAGUCUACCAUUCCCCGAAGUGAAACUGGUAACGACUGGCCAGUGCAGUGUCUUCACCCUGGCUGUCCUGCUCGCCCUUUCAAGCGGACUGCGGAUCUUCAGCGUCACUACAAGAAUACCCAUGCUCCUGAGUCAAGCAAAGACGUCUACUUGUGUGACUAUCCUCGAUGCGGUCGCUCCCGAGAGCCCUUCCACCGUCGAGAUCACUUCAGAGAUCAUCUCCGUGAAUAUCACCGUGAGGAUAUCCAGAAGCGCGGAGCAACUGUCAACGAGGAAUGGCUUGAGGGUCGAUAUGCGCCCUCUAGCUGGUGGCGUUGCCCACGCUGUCUUGUCAGAGUCUACGUCUCCAAGAACGGCUUCGAAUGCCCCGGGUGUAAGACAUCUUGCGAGUCUAAGCGCAAGGAGAAGCGCCGCAGCCGAUCCUGA